AUGAUUACAUCACAUUCAAUUACACUUUUGUCUCUUACUACUAUUCACAAUAUUGAUAAUGUUUUAACAAAAUUAGAAUUAUUAGAAAAAGGAAAAAUGAAACGACGUGAAGCAUUAACAAGAAUUCUUAAUAGUAUUUCCGAAGAUGAUAAAUUGAGUAAAGAAAUGAAACAUGAACGUUUAGAAAAAAUGAUUCGUGAUGAACUUGAAGAAACUAAUCUGGAUCGUCAAACACCAAUUCAAAAUUUAAAUCAAAAAACAAAAACACCAGGUGCACCUGGAAGUGGACAUUCACAUUAA
Rotaria sp. Silwood1 is the source of this 300-nucleotide messenger RNA. NCBI's taxonomy places the organism in Eukaryota, Metazoa, Rotifera, Eurotatoria, Philodinida, Philodinidae. The record is from the annotation of a GenBank genome assembly.